UCCGGAGAGCCCGCGGCCGCGGCCAUAGAGCGGCGGAAGCGCGGGCAGAGCGUCCCGCCCGCAGGACAGCACCAUGGCCUCCCGCGGGGGUCCCCGCGCCCCCGGCACCGACGGCAGCGACUUCCAGCACCGGGAGCGCGUGGCCUCGCACUACCAGAUGAGCGUGACCCUCAAGUCGGAGAUCAAGAAGCUGAUCUACACGCACGUGGUCAUCUGGCUGCUGCUGCUGGCCCAGAUGUGCGUGGGGCACCUCAAACUUCUGCCCCACGACCAGGUGGCCAUGCCCUACCAAUGGGAGUACCCCUACCUGCUCAGCAUCCUGCCCUCCCUCCUGGGCCUGCUCUCCUUCCCCCGCAACAACAUCAGCUACCUGGUGCUCUCCAUGAUCAGCACCGGCCUCUUCUCCGUGGCUCCCCUCAUCUACGGGGCCAUGGAGAUGUUCCCCAUGGCGCAGCAGCUCUACCGCCAUGGCAAAGCUUACCGCUUCAUCUUUGGCUUCUCGGCCGUCUCCGUCAUGUAUCUGGUGGUGGUGGUGGCCGCGCAGGUCCAUGGCUGGCAGCUCUACUAUAGCAAGAAGCUACUGGACUCCUGGUUCACUAGCACGCAGGAAAAGAAGAAGAAAUGAGUGGGAAUGGGUGGGCUCCGUGAAGUGCUGAAGCUCUGCAGCUCAGUCCUGUGGGGCGGCGCUGGCGCGGCUCCGGUGGGUGGGGGGCCCCCGGGGACCAAGCUGUGGGUGUCUGAGCCACGCCACGGCCCCGGGCUCGCACGUAACGGGGAGGGGGGGAAUCCCCGAGGGCUGGGGCUGUGGAGGGUUCCCUGGGGUACGUUCCCCUUCGUCUGCGUGUUGCUCUAUGGAAAUAAAGCACCGUCCGCGCUCCCA
Lepidothrix coronata (blue-crowned manakin) is the source of this 880-nucleotide messenger RNA. RefSeq names its product jagunal homolog 1 (gene JAGN1). Gene Ontology annotation, biological process: granulocyte colony-stimulating factor signaling pathway; endoplasmic reticulum organization; vesicle-mediated transport. The record is from RefSeq and is a predicted model, not a curated record. NCBI's taxonomy places the organism in Eukaryota, Metazoa, Chordata, Aves, Passeriformes, Pipridae. Gene Ontology annotation, cellular component: endoplasmic reticulum membrane. The transcript is spliced from 3 exons. Bases 74 to 625 code for a protein of 183 amino acids.